UGUUGCCCUCUCCCGGUCUCGUUCCUUUAUCACGCGACCAUGGCGUUUGUACCACGAUCAAUCUCAAAAAAACGCAAAUUUGUUGAAGAUGGCCUCUUCAAAGCAGAACUCAACGAGUUUUUUACUCGUGAACUCGCUGAAGAUGGUUACUCUGGUGUUGAAGUACGUGUUACACCUUUGAAAAAAGAAGUUAUUGUAAUGGCUACCCAUACACAAAGUGUACUUGGUGAAAAAGGACGUAGAAUUCGUGAAUUAACAUCAGCUGUACAAAAACGUUAUGGAUUUAAAGAUGGUACUGUUGAAUUAUAUGCUGAAAAAGUUGCUAAUCGUGGUCUCUGUGCAAUUGCACAAGCUGAAUCAUUGAGAUAUAAAUUGAUUGGUGGUCUUGCUGUCCGCAGAGCAUGUUAUGGAGUUCUUCGUUUUAUUAUGGAAUCAGGAGCUAAAGGUUGUGAAGUUGUUGUUUCUGGCAAACUUCGUGGUCAAAGAGCCAAGUCAAUGAAAUUCGUUGACGGUUUGAUGAUUCACUCUGGUGAACCAACUCUUGAUUAUGUUGAUACAGCAACUCGUCAUGUUUUACUUAGACAGGGAGUUCUUGGAAUUAAAGUUAAAAUUAUGUUACCAUGGGAUCAAACUGGUAAGACUGGACCCAAAAAACCACUUCCAGAUAAUGUCAGUGUUGCUGAACCAAAAGAAGAAAACAUACCAUUAAUGCCAACUUCUGAUAUCAAGUUCACUAAUGAUGCACCACCACAACCACAACCACAAGUUGCACCAAUUGCUGUGUAAUUUUUUGGAAUAAAAAAAUAUUAAUAUCAAUUAAA
Aphidius gifuensis is the source of this 821-nucleotide messenger RNA. Its product is annotated as 40S ribosomal protein S3-like. Gene Ontology annotation, molecular function: RNA binding; structural constituent of ribosome. Gene Ontology annotation, biological process: positive regulation of apoptotic signaling pathway; translation. The record is from RefSeq and is a predicted model, not a curated record. Lineage: Eukaryota; Metazoa; Arthropoda; Insecta; Hymenoptera; Braconidae. The transcript is spliced from 3 exons. Bases 40 to 786 code for a protein of 248 amino acids. Gene Ontology annotation, cellular component: cytosolic small ribosomal subunit; nucleus.